This is a messenger RNA of Mercurialis annua (annual mercury), 1408 nucleotides long. RefSeq names its product ankyrin repeat-containing protein ITN1-like. Bases 43 to 1332 code for a protein of 429 amino acids. NCBI's taxonomy places the organism in Eukaryota, Viridiplantae, Streptophyta, Magnoliopsida, Malpighiales, Euphorbiaceae. The record is from RefSeq and is a predicted model, not a curated record. The transcript is spliced from 2 exons. Gene Ontology annotation, molecular function: protein binding.
GUGUCACAAAUUCAAAAAUUGCAAAGAACAACCAUAAUAGAAAUGCAGAAUAGGGAAGAUGACAUGAAGAAUCUAUACGAAGCAUCAAUAAAAGGUGAUACAUCUACUCUCAACAUUUUACUCCAAAAAGAUCCGCUCAUUCUCCACAGAAUUUCACUCUCCACCUUCACUGAAUCUCCUCUCCACAUAUCAUCCUUGCUCGGCCAUGCAGAUUUCGCCAAAUCUCUUCUCAACCAGAAACCGAAGCUCGCCGCCGAGUUGGACUCUCAAGGACAAUCUCCUCUUCAUAUGGCUUCUGCUGAGGGAAAUAUGGAGAUUAUUAAUGUGUUGUUGAGCAUUAACGCCGACGUCUGCUUGGUUCCUGAUCAGAAUGGAAGAAUUCCUAUUCAUUUAGCGGUGAUGAGAGGACGAACUGAGGUCAUACAGCAGUUGAUCAGAGCUUGUCCUGAAUCAUCUCGGGCGAAAACCAACGGUGGCGAUACUGUUUUACACUUGUGUGUUAAGUAUAGCCAUUUGGAAUCGCUGAAAUUGUUGGUGCCGUUUUUUAGUGAAGAUGCCGAAUUUCUUAACUCCAUGGAUAAUGAUGGGAACAGUGUCUUGCAUUUGGCUGUGAUUAUGAAACAAGUGGAGACAAUCAAGUACUUGGUAUCAAUACCUGAUAUAAAAGUGGAAGCUACCACAUUAUCUUCAAUCUUCAAAGAAUACCCAAUAAAUAUCAAAAAAUUUCCAUCAGGACAAAACUCAAAUAACUCAGAGAAUGGUGGAGAUUGGUUAGAAAAAGCAAGAGGAAAUCUCAUGGUUGUAGCAACUGUAAUAGCAGGAAUGGCAUUCCAAGCAGCAAUGAAUCCACCAGGAGGAGUUUGGGAAUCAGAUAAUAAAGAAUGUUUUACAUCAGAAGGACAAAUGAGAACAUGCAAAGCAGGAACUUCAAUAUUAGCAUAUACUGAUAAAACAAGACAUCAUCAAUUUAUCCUCGACAACACAAUAUCCUUUUCAGCAUCAUUAACAACAAUUUUUUUACUUAUUAGCGGAGUUCCUUUGAAGAAAAAGGUAUAUAUUUGGAUUUUGCUGAUGGGUAUGUGUGUAGCAUUGGUUUUUACAUCUGCUACUUAUUUAGUCACACUUGCAGCCAUUAAAGCGCCUGGUGAUAAAGUGGUUGAUCUUAGUAUUUAUACCUACUCAUGGUUUUGGACUAUGAUAGUUGUUUUUGUUGUUGCAUUUUACACAUUUAAGUUCAUGGUUCAUUUCAUCAAGAAAAUAUUUGUUAGUUUAUUCCAUGGAAAAGUUCCCUUGUUUAGUACUGUAAGCAACAAAGGCUCUGUGAUUGUUUGAGAAGAGUAGUACGAGCAAUUCUCAGCACUUAACGUAUCUUUUUUUUGGAUAAUAAAACAACUAUGAUUCUUGAAUA